CUGUCAAAUGGCAUGUCUCCAGUGAGGUUUUAAAAAAUUCUGUGAACACUGGAGACAGCUGAUCAGCACAGUGCUUCAGGAUGGAUGGGGAGACAGAGCCUGGCCCAGCUGCUUUGCAAGGUUUCUGCCUCAUGAACAGUCUGUUAACAUACCUCUCUCUGAAGCCUUUCAGACAGAAGCAAAGUCAUUAUUUGAAAACUGGUGUUGUAGUCUCUCUGCGUACAGAUAAACUAACCUGAUGAGGGGAGGAGCAACACUGAUCAGGUGAUCCAGGUGAGAACAGGGAGGGAACCUGGAGCUGAAAGUGUUCAGUCAGUUCAGACUCCAUUUUGAGUCGACAGAGCAGAAGGAGGAAAACUGAAGGCUGAGGCAGGACUGACUGAAGUCCCAAAGAUGAGUGUUUGUGUGGAGGAAGAGGAGGACAGAGCAGAGUCUGCAGUAUCCAGCUGUCUGUCUAUGAAGAAUGACCGGUCUAGAGAGUAUCUCCCAUACCUCAGUAAUGAACCUGGACCCUCAGACACAAAACUGACUGAAGUCCAGAAGAUGAGUGUUUGUGUGGAGGAAGAGGAGGACAGAGCAGAGUCUGCAGGAUCCAGCUGUCUGUCUAUGAAGAGUGACCAGUCUAGAGAGUAUCCCCCAUACCUCAGCAAUGAACCUGGACCCUCAGACACAAAACAGACUGAAGUCCAGAAGAUGAGUGUUUGUGUGGAGGAAGAGGAGAACAGAGCAGAGUCAGCAGGAUCCAGCUGUCCGUCUAUGAAGAGUGACCAGUCUAGAGAGUAUCCUCCAUACCUCAGUAAUGAACCUGGACCCUCAGACACAAAAGAGAGGGAGAGGAGUCAUGUUUCUGUGGAGGAGCAACCGUCCUGCUGUUCUUUGUGUCAGGACAUCCUGAAGGAUCCAGUCUCUAGCAGCUGUGGACACUGGUUCUGCAGACAGUGCAUCACCUUAUACUGGGACCAGUCUGCUUCAUCAGGAGACUCCUCCUGUCCCCAGUGUGGAGAAAAAUCCAGAACAAGAGCUGGAAUGCAGACAGCCAGUCAGAGCAGCUCUGUAAAAGCAGAGUGUGGUCUGCAGGAGGUUUCAGAUGAACAUAAGAUCAGUCUCAGGAGGAGAUGUGAACGUGUGACUGAAGGAAGUGAUGAAACAGGAAGUGAAACCCUCCUCAACAGGAUCUACACUGAGCUCUACAUCACAGAGGGACAGAGUGAAGAGGUUAAUACCCAACAUGAGGUGAGGCAGCUUGAGAAAGCUUCCAAGACCCUCCAUGAAACUCCAAUCAAGUGCCACGACAUCUUUAAAGCCUUACCUGGCCAACAGAGACCCAUCAGAGUGGUUCUGACCAACGGCGUCGCUGGUGUUGGAAAAACCUUCUCGGUGCAGAAGUUCACUCUGGACUGGGCAGAGGGCUUGGAAAACCAAGAUAUCAGUCUGCUGGUUCUGCUCUCAUUCAGGGAGCUGAACUUGAUCAAAGAUGAGCAGUACAGUCUUCUCACACUGCUCCACGUUUUCCAUCCAACAUUACAGAAGGUCCCAGCAGAGAAGCUCGCUGUCUGGAAACUGUUGUUCAUCUUUGACGGCCUGGAUGAAAGCAGACUUUCAUUGGAUUUCCACAACAAUGAGGUUGUGUCUGAUGUCACACAGAAGUCAUCAGUCAACCUGCUGCUGACAAACCUCAUCAAGGGGAAUCUGCUUCCCUCUGCUCUCGUCUGGAUAACUUCCCGACCUGCGGCAGCCAAUCAGAUCCCUCCUUCAUGUGUUGACAGGGUAACAGAAGUAAGAGGCUUCAGUGAAGCCCAAAAGGAGGAGUACUUCAGGAGGCGAUUCAGUGAUGGAUUGCUGUCCAGCAGAAUCAUCUCACACAUCAAGACAUCCAGGAGCCUCCACAUCAUGUGUCGAAUCCCAGUUUUCUGCUGGAUCACUGCUACAGUUCUGGAGCACAUGUUGACUACAGACCAGAGAGGAGAGCUGCCCAAGACCCUGACUGACCUGUACUCACACUUCCUGCUGGUUCAGACAAAGAGGAAGAAGCAGAAGUACGAUGAGGGACAUGAGACGAGUCCACAGGAGCUGAUGGAGUAUGACAGAAAGGUUCUUCUGAAGCUGGGGAGGCUGGCGUUUGAACAUCUGGAGAAAGGAAACAUCAUGUUCUACCAAGAAGACCUGGAGCAGUGUGGUCUUGAUGUCACAGAGGCCUCGGUGUACUCAGGAGUUUGUACAGAGAUCUUCAAAAGAGAGAGUGUGAUCUUCCAGAAAACAGUCUACUGCUUUGUUCAUCUGAGCGUUCAGGAGUUUCUGGCUUCAGUCUACAUGUUCCACUGUUACACCAGCAGGAACACAGAGGUACUGGAGGACUUCCUACAAGACUACAAAUACAGGGACUCAAAACCAGUGUUUUUUCUAAAGAAGAUUUCUAAUAACUUCCUGAGCAAAAAACAUGUUGAUUCAACCUUGGAUGUCUUCCUGAUGGGAGCGAUGAUAAAAUCCCUUGAAAGUAAAAAUGGCCAUCUGGACCUGUUUGUUUGCUUCCUUCAUGGCCUCUCUCUGGAGUCCAACCAGAGACUCUUAGGAGGCCUGCUGGGUCGGACAGACAACAGUCCAGAAAUCAUCUCGAGAGCCAUCAACAACCUGAAGGAGAUGGUACAGAAGGACAGUAAGAAGACCUCUACUGACAGAUGCAUGAACAUCUUCCACUGUCUGAUGGAGAUGAACGACCACUCAGUACAUCAGACAAUCCAAGAGUUCCUGAAGUCAGAGAACAGAUCAAAGAAAGAACUCUCUGUGGUCCACUGCUCAGCUCUAGCCUGCAUGCUGCAGAGGUCAGAGGAGGUUCUGGAUAAGUUCGACCUUAAGAAAUACAACACAACAGAGGAGGGACGACAGAGACUGAUUCCAGCUUUGAGGAAUUGCAGAAAGGCUCUACUUUCUGGCUGUGGACUCUCAGAGACUCACUGUGAAGUCGUGGCCUCAGCUCUGAAGUCCAACCCCUCCCAUCUGAGAGAGCUGGACCUGAGUAACAACGAGCUGCAGGAUUCAGGAGUGAAGCUGCUGUCUACUGGACUGGCGAGUCCAAACUGUAGACUGGAGAUUCUGAAAUUGAGGAGCUGCAGUUUGACAGAGAUCAGCUGUGCUUCUCUGGCCUCAGCUCUGAAGUCCAACCCCUCCCAUCUGAGAGAGCUGGAGCUGAGUAACAACAAGCUGCAGGAUUCAGGAGUGAAGCUGCUGUGUGAUUUUCUGGAGAAUCCACACUGGAGACUGGAGACUCUGAGAUGGAAGUGAGCUCUGUCCGAGUGUGAGUGAUGAGAAAGGUCUACACAGUCUCUGCAGACACACUCCUCCACUCCUGCUGCUCCACACUCAGCCACCUCCUCCACCUGGACCUGGACUUUAUUUCAUUUAGAUAUUCUGAACCCAAAGUGCCUCAGCAGAUUAGUUCUGUUUAUGACGACACAACUGCAGAUUAACACAUUUAGAGGUUCAGUGUGUAAGAUUUAGUGGCAUCUAGUGGUGAGGGUUGUGAAUUGCAACAAUCCUUCCAGUCUACCUCUGCCCCCUAAAGGCUUGUGCAGACUACACGACUUUCAGCGUCGGCUGAUGGCUGUGCCGUUCACACUACAAAAUUUUCCGUCUUGUGAUGGGAGUCUUGAAGUCGUUGUGGCGUUCACAUUAUGUGACUGAUCGGAGACAGGGGGUCACACACUACGCAGGUCUCUAAACCAUGUUUUGUCAAGAAAACACACGUGAAAUGUAAAACUGGAAAUGAGGCGAACCUACACAUUUAACAGGUGUUGUUUGUUAUUAUAAAGAUAGCAAUUAUAAAGCCAAAGAAUAUGGCUGAAAGAAUGGCUUAGCACACACAGGUAGCAGGGAUUGUUUGUGCUACAGAGAGAGCUGAAGGGGAGUAAAAAGUGUUUUUAAGUGAAAAAGUAGCGGCCUGCUCUGCCAGCUGCCUGCUCUCAUUGGCUGGUUGUGGAUGUUGAGUCGGCCAACUCCGCCAGGUAUUUGGCAUGCUAGAUAUCUGGCAGACGUCGGCGACGUGUCAGAAAUGUGUCGGGGAGCCGUUGUGAUGCGUCGUUGAGUAGUUCACACAUAACGACUGGUGACCGCCGAUCAACCGCUGAUUUACUCCCGAUCACAGCCUGAUGGUUGCAGAGCUCGCCCAGCGUCAAAUCGGGCUAAAAAUUGUGUUGUGUGAACUAGGCUUAACCUUUCAAAGAGCAUAGGACAGCUACGGUGGCUGGCUAGUCAAGGAUUGAGGUUUCUUUAGCUAUAUUUAUAAGAGAUUAUAUUUACUUUAUUAUUCAGAAAACAAUAUGUUAUUGUGACUUGGCCACUGACCGAUAAAAUGGAAAAUGUCAGCCAAGAGUGUGAAACACUGUCACUGUUUCUGCACCACAGUCCAUUAAA
Molecule: messenger RNA, 4407 nt
Organism: Micropterus salmoides (largemouth bass)
Lineage: Eukaryota; Metazoa; Chordata; Actinopteri; Centrarchiformes; Centrarchidae
Product: NLR family CARD domain-containing protein 3-like
Exons: 9
Coding region: 394-3279 (961 amino acids)
Molecular function (GO): protein binding
Source: RefSeq, a predicted model, not a curated record